Molecule: messenger RNA, 4071 nt
Organism: Cadophora gregata
Lineage: Eukaryota; Fungi; Ascomycota; Leotiomycetes; Helotiales; Ploettnerulaceae
Exons: 5
Coding region: 1-3525 (1174 amino acids)
Source: RefSeq, a predicted model, not a curated record
AUGAAAUCCUUGACGCCUGCAGGUUGCCAACCCAACACAACCAGCCAACUCCUGCUUUGCCUUAUCCCUGCAGCUUGGCGGAUACACCAGUUCUACAUCCAACAUCCAACUCUGCCCGCACAUCCUUUCAAUUCACACUCAGGCAGCGACCAAAAUCAAGAUACACUUGCCGCUGGCUGUCAUCUCAUCACAUUAUAUUUCACUACUACGGAGAGAGAUGUGUUUGCGCAAGCAUCGGGUGAAUUUACAGCCUUAUCUCCAUACGCUUCAUUUCAGAUCUUAAGCCUUGCCUCCAACAUAAUCUGCUUUCGACUCACACCCGCCAACGAAGAGAUGAAUCCAUUCGACUCUGACUCCGAAGAUGAGAACUGGGAUGAUGAGGGCCAGUUCGAUCUGGACUAUGAUGAUCAUAAUGUUCUUCGACGCGGUAGACAACCUCUUGGACUCACGAGGAUCUAUGUGCCAAGCUGGAAGCCUGUUCACGCCAUUCGAGAAUUUUAUCAAAACUGGAAAGAUGCUAUCGUUGAAACCAAUGGUUUGCGGCAGAAAGACUUCGAACCUAUCGUGAAAGGCUUCGAAAAAGAUAUUUACAUCGUCGAGGCACGCCAUCCUACCACUGAUAAACUGCUUGGCUUCAUUCAAUUCAAAAAUGGCGUUCUAGAGUUUACCAAUUUCGGUGCACAAUUGAGCAGGCGGGCGCUUAACAUCGGAGAAACCACCAAGCAGAACAAUCGUGAAGCAGCUGGCACACAUGGUGAAGGAUUCAAGGUUGCCUCACUUGUCAUGGUUCGAUGUGGAUAUAGAGUUCAGUACGAAGCCUCCAAAUUUCGUUGGACAAUGAAGUUCGGAGGUAGAGAUGAAAGCAUGCUUUACUGUUUCCUGAGCGACAUGAAAAUUACCACCCUUCAGAAACAGAUAGAUGCACACGACAAAAGAAUGGCCCAAGGAAAGCCCAGGGGGCUAAAGAACAACAUCUGGGAAGAUGUGACAGUCCGAAUCGGCAGAAUUCGUGGGCAUGGAUUCAAAAUUGAGAGGGAGGACUUUGAGACUUGGAUAAAAGUCUGCAUCGACCUGAAUCGCCCUUCAAAAUUGAUCCAGACCAAAUAUGGUAGCCUCAUUCUGGAUCCCAGUUAUGGAAACAGGAUAUUUCUCAAGGGAUUCCUACUGGAGGGGAAGUCAUCUGGGAAACCAUUCAGGUUCGGCUACAACCUUUUGGAAGGAAACAUCAACCGCGACCGAGAAAGACUCAUCAAUCCAGCAGAGGAGGCAAGAAUCCUUGCAGGGAUCUGGGCAGAAGCCAUUCAUUUGGAAAGGCACGUCGAGAAAGAGUGGGACGUCGAAAUUAUCAGAAGUAGCUUGAAAAAGAGGCCUGAACAGUUAGACUCCCUGGUCUGGGACCCACUCCGGAAGUAUGGGCUCGUACGAACUCCGAGAGAGCAGCAAUGUCACCUGCUGGACCAAGCUACUCGAACACACUGCCCGACAACAACGUACUCACUGGGCGUGGAACGAGCGCUGAGAGCUGCUCUUGCGUUAGAUUCAAGAACCAAAAACCUAAACUUGAUCUUCAAGUCAGGAGUCAAAGCUAACCUUGACUUGCUUCUGGGUGGAUGCGAUCUACAGAUCAAUGACAAGUGGUUGGACUUUCACAAAGGUCAUCGACUUGCACCAUGUCGGCUUUCGCGGCAAGCGUGUAGACAGUAUUCUGAUGCCGAUCACUUCUCGUGUGACCAUAUCGUCACUGAUCUAUACAAGCUCGUACUGGAUGAGUUGAAGAGACACGACGAGAUGAAGGAGAUCGAAUCUCCGGAGUCUGAUAGCUCUCUUUACCAAAGAUUAUGUGAGAACCUUCGUCAGAUGCCAAUCAUGGUUACAUCUACAAUUCACGACACAUCCUCUGAGACCAUUGUGGUGUCAUGGACGGACUUGGAUGGAGACGUGCUAUCCAGAUUGUACGGCUUAGAUCCCACAUGCAGAAUCACCCUUCAUCGAGAGAGCACCUGCUCUGGUAGGAGAGAUGAUCUUCUUUUGUCAGACCGAUUCGAUCAUCAAAUAUCAGUUGGAUCCAAUAGCUCUACCAAUGAUACCUGCAGUCCAUGUGGCUGUCCUGAAAAGGUGGUGUCUCAAAAGGACUUUGGGGCAACCUUUAGCAGAUUAAAUCUGGAUGAAGCAUACUUCCCCAUGAUCGCCCGAAACGAUUUUCAAGCAUUCUUCGGGCUCCCUCCCAGAAGCUUGAAGCCACAGACGAUUCAGGUCCCUGUCAAUGAAUCAAGAACGAGAAUUGUUUGCGCAGCUCGGAGAAGAACUCCGACCCGGGCCAGUGUUGAUACAAAAGAUGAUUUUACAGUCUCUGGCAUGGGAGACCUUUAUGGUGUAAGUGAUGAUGAUGAGUCGUCUAUAGAUGCGAUGCACUGCCACUCUCCAUCGCCAUGUCCAUCACAUCGCAACUUGGUAAAUAAUAGCGGGUUGUCUCCGAGACCAUUGCAUCGCUCUGUCACACCCGUUGCUCCUCUCACUGAAUCUCCACGGGCCCGAUCAUUAAACCGCCCAAAUGGAGAGAUGGAGCAGCUCAGCGCCAAAAUUCGUUCACUCGAAGCAGAUAUCGAAGAAAAGGAUCAGCACUUAGCAACUCUCAAAUCAGAAUGCAACUUUUUGCUUACACAAUGUACAGAAAAGCAGCAAGAAGCCAAGGGUUUGAGAUCGCAACUCCAAUUGCAGAAGGAUGCACUAGCCAGCCAACAGCAACACAAGAGCAACAUGGAGGAAGAGAUCUCGCAGACUCAGCUUCAGUUGGAAGCCAAAGACCAGCUUCUCCAGCACACUCGAGAAAGUCUUCGUGCCAGCGAGCAGCAGCGUGUUGAGCAAGAUAGAGCUGUUGCUGAGAAUCGCGAAAAAAGCCAAAACCUAAAAGAGAAACUUCGAAUCAAGAGUGACGCAUUACUUCAAGCAAGUUCAGACAAUGAGAGCUUGGCUGCGCAGCUCGAGACUGCAACCGUGCGGUGUUUGGCACAAAUUCGCCAGAUCGAUGAAGGCAAUGCCAACAUCAAGAAACUUGAUGAGGAUCUCCGGAUAUCAAAUUUGAAGCUGCAGACUCAACAAGAGGAGAUCGAUGAGCUGACUACCAAGAUUUCGAACCUGCAACAAGGCGAGCCGGAUGAUGGGGAGAAUGUCGAUUUCUCUCUCUCCAGAUUUCAGCAUCUAGAAUCCGCCAAUACUCAGCUCCGCACUCAAAGACUAAAUCUGAAAAACAAAAUCAUCGAUCUAGAGCGUCGGCUACGCGACGCAGAGGAUGCAUACGAUACUCAACUUCGACUUGCUGCUGAAACUGCCAGAAGGCGUGAUCUUCGCCUGUCCUCGGUCAGGCCCAAGAGCGAGCGAGGUAAUAGUGAUGACCCAAUCAGACCGAAACGAGAGAGAGACGACGAUGAUGAAGAUAUUGACCCAACUACUUCGACAUCCCGCUGCCCCAAGAGAUGUCGGAUCAAUGGGACUGAAGGAGACACCAUUGACUUGACUGGUGCGUGAACAUAUGAUUACGUGGUCUUCGCAUGUCUGUCCAGGCAGACUUAUCAAAAUGAUCAGAAAUAAUACGAACCAAUGAGGUAUGUUCUCAGUGAAUUCCAACUACUGGAGUUCCAAAGUCGUGCAUCGUACAAUCAUCUCUAAUUAUGGACUGCACACUCUCAGAUCGUUUGGAGCGCUAUUCAGGCUGUAUGAAACCUCAUUUCUGGCCGUUCCCACUCUUCCAAUGUUUCACAGGAAUCAAAGCGUCAAGCCCAUGUCGAGCAUCAAAGAGGCAUAUCGGGAUUUCCUGGCCAUACAUAUUCCACGGCAGAAAUUUGGCUGCUAGAUCUCCCGCUUCGGCAUAUUGAGAGGUUUAUGAUCCAUAGGGCAGAACCAUGGAGCGGAAUAAAAGUCUUUCUUGAGCCCAGCUCAUUCUUCAAUUUUUAUAUCAUGCCUGAUCGCAGUUCCUAUGGGAAACAAUUCUUUCUGGCCUUGUACCUGCUCGUGAUUUGGUGCGCAAAACAGGGAAAUUCUGGUAUCCUUGAGUUUCAUUCAAUUGACAUACAG